Messenger RNA from Candidula unifasciata, 1455 nucleotides. The record is from the annotation of a GenBank genome assembly. Lineage: Eukaryota; Metazoa; Mollusca; Gastropoda; Stylommatophora; Geomitridae.
AUGGAAAUUCUCUACUGUACGUUCUUCGUUGGCUUUCUGGGAGUUUUAGGACAGUAUGACUGUCCUUAUAAGGAAUGUUUCUGUGAUCAAACUGACAUCUAUUGCGAUAGUCAGUCGCUUAAGUCCAUCCCCGAAAGGAAUGUUCAAACCAAGGGGUUUUAUGUUACCUUAAAUCUUGACAGUAAUCAAAUCACCACGAUACCCGCGGGAAGCCUACCUCCGAAUCUGAUAUCACUUUCACUGCAAGGAAAUCCUAUAGAAACUAUCGACGAUACCGCCUUUGACGAGUCCGUCAACACAUUACAGACGAUAACAUUUGAUGGCGCUAAAUUCACACAAGUUCCUGCAGCGGUAACUCGCUUGAGGCAGCUAUGGAAUCUCAAUCUCUACAGCGUAAAUAUCCUGACUUGGGACGAUAACGCCAUGAAGAAUCUUUGUCCUUCGCUGCUGUCCUUUCAGCUUGUAACAGGUGGAGUGUCCUCCUGGCCUAACUGGCUGAAAUAUUGCUCCAACUUGACCGACAUAUCCAUUACCAGCAGCGGUAUCUCUUCAAUUCCAGAUGAUGCUCUAGAUCUAGUGACCAACACGUUAGUACAGUUGCAACUUCAUAACAACAGCCUGACCAGUGUCCCAAAGGCAAUAUCAAAGAUGACCGCAUUGAAUAUUCUAUCUUUAGAACAAAAUAAAAUUACGGAUCUCACUUGGCUUCCACAGCUCAGCAACUUGUCUUAUUUGGCAUUGACUGAGAACAGAAUAUCCGACGCCGGAAAACUAAGCUCCGUUUUACGACCUUACGCUAACACGUUGCAAACAUUUAGCGUUUAUGACAAUUUUCUUACGUCCAUACCGGAUCUGUCAUUUCUGACCAAAAUAAUUGAAUUAGACUACAUGAACAAUCAUAUUUCUGACCCAUACUCGGGUGGAAUUCCCGAAAACCUGACCAGCCUACAACUAUACAAAAACUUUUUAACUACAGUUCCCACGGUAAUGAAAACAAUGAAAUUGUUAACUGAAUUGGAUUUGAGUUACAAUCGUAUGCUUUCUAUUCAAGGAACAGAUAUUCCUAACAGAGUUACGGGAGUUGAUUUAGGAAAUAACAUUAUAACGGAAUUAACAGACACGAGCUUUCCCGUCAAUUCCAACAUUACAUAUUUGCUUAUGUCCAACAAUCCUCUAUCGAAGAUAUCUCUUCUCGCCUUUCAGAAUCUGCCUCAGCUGCAACAGUUAGAUUUAACUCAUACCAAAUUAACCAGGAUGCCGCUCGCUAUUUCACUCCUGAGCAAGCUGCAGUAUCUUGAUGUCUCGGGAAAUACUGGCCUAGUCUGUACCUGUCUGGAGAAGGGUUUAGCGUCCAGGAUCUCCUCGCUGCCGUCUGAAGCUGUUGUUGGCGACUGUGGGCAAACCAGCCUUUACGUUUUCUUUACAGAGCUAAGCCAUGGUUGUCCUACCAGUUGA